UAUGGUAUACUGAGAACAGGUUGAGUUGUGAGGACGAUAUCAAGGUUGACUUCCCGUGAGACACACACUGCGCAGUGCUACAAGUUCUCAACAUUAUCGAGACAUACUUGAGUUAUUCUCCACAAAGAUCUUGCCAAAUUAUUGGGAAGUACAUUGUUUCCGGUUCUGCUACUUCAUAAUUAUUAUCUGCCCGUCUAAUAUUAUGUAUUGUUGAGCUGGUUAUGAGGUAGGACAAGACCACCCGGAAAGGAUUGUGGUUGUGUUGUGAGGACCGUGAAGGUGGCCAGUGUCCCCCAGACCUGCCCUGCUGUACCUCCUGCUGUACCUCCUGCUGACUUCCUGCUGACCUCGUGACCUGCUGCUGCAUGUGGUUGUUUGGGAGAUUCAUGCGACCCAACGCUUCAAAAAUGGGGGAUCCAAUGUAUCCAAUAAUUCUAUGUCAUGGGCCCAAUAAGCAUGAAAUUUUGGUCUGGGGGGCUAUGACCCUUGGAGAACUAGCGAACAAGAUUGAUGAAGUUACUCGUAUUCCUCAUUCCAAUCAGAAAAUCAUAUUUAAAGGAAGAAACUUAGCGGAUCAUGACAUUACCUUAGCUACAUAUGGUAUCUCGUCUGGGACUAAGGUGAUGGUUCUGGGCAAGAAGUUUGAUCCUGAGGAAGAUGCCAACUUUCAGGCUGUCGUCCAGAUUGACCAUUCUUGUACCAGAGUAGAAAGAACCUUAUUUGACAUCAUCCCUCAAGUUGAUGGGAUUUCUGGUGGAUACCUUGAAUCACGUUUGUGUGGAGAAACACUGGGUAGACUGAGGAAACAGCUUCUAGCAGUUAAUGAAGAGUUUAUGCGCCUCUUGGAGCAGCUUGAUAGCAUAUGUUUUGAGGAGACCCAGACCCCAGCAAGGCAAAAGCGCAAGUCGGUUGUCAAAAGAAUCCAACAGUUGAUGGAAAAAUCUGACCAGCUUCACGAAAACAUCAAUCAGCUAAGACUUAAAUAUAAUUAAUAAUAGCAAGAAUGUAUUUUGAUUUAUUUCCAGAAAUAUAAGAACAGGGAGCAAGUUUGCUUGACUUACAGACAUAGCUAACAGUGUUUUUUCCUAAACAAUUCUAUGUUGGAUCACAAUCUCAGAAUAUUGGAGCAAUCUACCGAUAUUUCACCUCAAGAAAAAUAAAUAUUAAUGUCCUGUGUUCAGUGUAGUUUAUAUAUAACUGUUCAUGUUCUACUUUUGUUUACAUGAUAAUAUACAAAUAUGUAAGUUAAUGUACAAUGCCAAAAAACAUCUUUUUGAACUUCCCACCUAUAAGAUCAGAUACUAUUUUCAGGUGUUAAAUCUUCUUGCGAGGAUGUCCCAACAGCACGUGUUGCUGGCUCGAGUACCAGAUACUGUAUAUUAAAAAUACAUAGUGAAAAUAUAUUUUUCUGUUGUAAUAAGUACCUGCAGAUUAUUAUAAUACUAUAUUAGUUAUUAUUUUUAGUUGUGGUAGGUGUAGUUUUGCCCUAAACAAAUGAGAACAGUAUCAUAUUGACUCCUUCAUUAUAUACUUAUUUUCUAUUAUUAUUUUAUAGUAAGGCCUAGUAGUCUACGCAACGUUCAUUCAUUCAUUCCAGUCAAACGGUUUUCUUUCCCACAAAUAUUGCCAUUCAGUAAUACAAUCAAUUAUUGUACUUUUGGUUAAAUGUUGGUACCAGAAAAAAUACAAGAGGUAAAUACUAUUUCAAUGAAUUAUGUGCAAUUUAAAGGCUGCUUCCUAGCCAGCAUUGGUCCUGCCAUAUAUAUAUAUAUAUAUAGACAUAUUUACAUGUACGAGAGGGAGCUUACACACUACUGCUCCAGAGGGCACGACACGCUUCACAAGUGCUGCCCGACCUACACACUUACAUUUACCUCAACUAUAGGACAAAGAUCUUGUUGCUGCUUUACUAUUAUGUAUUUUUACAAGUGAAAUUUGUACUGUUCAUGUAUAUACGGAAUUCAAUCAAAGUCGAAGCUUUUAUGUUAUCAUAAUUUACUAGGUAUGAAUCACGAUUCAUGCAUACUAAUUUGCAUAUAUGCUUACAAGUUUUGUUCACGAGUAUAAAAUGACCAGGCUUUAGCUGAACAGGCAACACGAAACAUAGGUGGAAGUGGAGAAAUGUUAGUGAGAAUGAUCACUAGUAAAUAUAUUCAUUAACUGAUGCCAUUAUUUACAAAUAUUAAGUACUGACAAAAAUACUGACUGUACAUUUCAGUAAAGAAAGAGCCAUAGAUGAGCUAUGGAUGUAGUUAACAGAAUCAGUACACGUGACGCGUGCGAUAUAUGUAAGACAGUGGGAGGCCAAGAGAAUGUGAAGCAAAUUAUAAAUAUGAAUCAAUUUAUGUGCAUAAUGGUUGUGGAGGGUGUUAUUCAAUAUGUAAUACAGCUACAUGCAUUGCCUGUAAUACAGUACAUGUAUGCAUUAUUCAGUAAUGCAUACAACAAAAACAACAAUUGUUAUGUAUGUAGCAAAUUCAUCUGUGUGAAUAACUUGGCAUCAGCUCUCUGUGCAUCACUCGAAUACUGUAUCAAGUUAUGUCGAGUGAAGGCUUUUGGUAUAAUUUAUAAUGACAAAUGAAUAUGAAUUUGCUUUUUACGUUAUUAAUAUUUGAGCGCCAAUGACAUAUUUCAUAAAACUACAUACUAUAUAUAUAUGCCAGACAAUUGCCUAUAAAUCAGAAAUUUGAGAGGAAGUACAGCACUGAUUUAUUCCAUGAAGAAGAUGCAAACUUUUGACCUUGCGUGAACAGUCUUCUCACCUGAAGAGUACCACCGAGAAGUAGUAGUUAAAUACAUUGUAUUCUUUCAUGAAGCUAAUUUAAGUUUUUGUAAAAAAAUUGUCAUUCUAUUCAAGCAAAGUAAGAGCCAGGUGUAGCGUAUUUAAAAAAAAAAUAUGUAAAUGUUUUACAGAACACUUCAGUAUUCAUGUAAGCAGAACAUUAUAAUGUAAAUUUUGCUCAAAAUAUUAAGGUAUUUUUUCAUAAGUUUUGUUUUGCAUGAAUGAUGCAGAAUAUAAAAUUACAGUACAUUUUAUUAAUAAUUAAAUAUAAAUGUCAUGUAGGUAAAAUUGUGAGAUAUCUUUCCGAGGUGUGUUAGUAAAUAGGACGACAGGAGUGUCAGACAAGAUAUCAAGUGAGUGAAUGUGAGAGUUUCACUUUCGGGUCUACCGAUUCUUGCUACAGUUAUUGGUGUAUUACUCCAUUAGUUAUUAGCGGCAAGCUUGAGCGCAACUCCAUUGUCUCCUGAGACUGAUGGAUGCCUACUACUCCCCUCAAGCUCGAGCUUGCCACUAAUACCCUCAAAACCACCACUGCUGAAUACUUCAUAAAAAAAAUGAAAUAAAAGGUAAAUUGAACCAAUUAUUAUUUAGUACAAGGCAUGCAGGUUUCUUCCUGAAGUAAAUGAUUAUGUACUGUAUCUGAUGCAUUUAUAAGAGGGUCAAUGACUAAGACUUGGAUUUUACUGUAAAAGUCUACCUCUGGCUUAUAGGUAAAUUGACUUGAGCAUAUAUAUAGUAUGUCCAUUCUUUUCUGGUCAGUUACAUUUAUAUUACAGUAUUUUGUUUUAAUGCUACUUAUAUAUAUAUAUUAUUCUAUAUAUAUCAUUAAUGCUAUUCGUGUGUAUGGUAUUACUCUACAGUAUGUCAAUAAUGCUAAUUUCGUGUGUGGUAUUACAGGAGAUCCUCAUUAUACAAAUACUCGUCUAUCCGAACAGCCUCCCACAUCCCUGAUUUUGUAUCUCAAUCCACUAGAUAAAUAUAAAUCAAUCAAAAUGUUCACAUGACUCACUAGUUUCAUGCUGUAGCCCACAUUACCCCAGUCAACAGUACGGUGAUUACUCUCAUAAAGAGAGAAGGGGCGCAUCCGAUCCCACGAUCGUCGUCACCCCUAAAUCAACAACAACUCUCAUAAAGAGCUAAUCCUUUACUCUCAAAGUUCUAAUAGAGCAAGGUAUUUCCACAUGUAAGUGCCGGUACAAUUAGUGUCGGCAGCAAAUUAACUGUAUUGUUGUUUACCUAAAUGUUUGCCAUCCACAGCCAUUGGGUUUAUGAUCCUUAUUGUUAUUCCUUGAUGUAUUCCCCUGCCAUUGCUGUUGGAUAGCAGGCAUAGGGAAAAAAAAGGCAGGCAUUCUCAGUCAGUUAGGCAAUCUCAGUAAGACAUGGAGCCGAGUUAGGCAAUCUCAGUAAGACAUGGAGCCGAGUUAGGCAAUCUCAGCAAGGCAUUAUAGGAGUUGCCUCGUAUGGGUCAAUAGGCCUUCUACAGUCACCUUUAUUCUUAUGUUCUUAUGUUCAUAGAGUUUUAUCAGGCAGUCACAGUCAGUCUCGGUCAUUAUUCCACACCUAAGAGUCCACCCCAGGAAAUGGUUGAGGGGAUGGGGAUGGGGAUGGGUGGGUGUUAGUUGUGGGUACCAGUAGUCUUUAUGAGAGUGAAGUUUCCGAGAUGAUAACGUUAAGAGUGGUGGUUCUCAGAAGUCCUCAUUGACCCCCCAAACUCUUAUGAUUUGAACGAGACCAGAUGGUGUUUACUCUGCUGGUUGGGUGGGGGUUUGUGGGUUGGUGGUUGGUAGGAGGAGGAAGAGGUUUGUUUUCUUGUGCAUUGAAUUAACAAAUGGUUGACCCCCAGUACAGCAGCACAUGCGUGUAUUUUCAUUUAUUUAUUCAUGUAAUUAGACCUCUGCACUCUUCAAAAAUAGCUAACUUUGAUAACUUGAAUGAUGGAGUUACCCAGCUUAAUAAUAGGAUGUGUUUUUUGUAUUUCCCAAAAAUACUGAUCUGUGAGGAUUUUUGGUGAUCCGGGAACGCAAACACCCAACUCAUAGCAUUGCGCAUAUAAGAAAUCUAUUCCCGCAUUCAGAAUAAAUGUGUUAGGAAUGCAUUUUGUGAACAUAACCCGUUUGUAGUAGGGGAGACUGCCUAUACUCUGUACAGUAUGUCACUAAUGCUACUUGCGUGUAUGGUAUUAUUCUGUAUUUCAUCCAAGAAUGUCUUAUAUAAGUGAUACUGAUAGUACAUUUUACCUUUAAAUUGGGGUAUAGUUGCAUUUUUAUUUUUAUCUGAUACUUCAUUUUUAAAACCAAAGAAUAACAUUUACACCUUUGUGAAGGAAUUAGGCAUGUUUGGUUAGUUGUUUCACAUGCGAGUUCUUAUCUACACUGUUUUUGCAAUGGAAAUAUUAGACUUUUUUGAGGCAGAUUCAAAAAUGAUUUUGAAUUCAGAUUCAGAAAUGAGGCAGAUUUGGAGAGCAUGGAAUCUCUCAUUCCCUUCUCCCCUCCGCAGUUUUGACACGGUUGAUCAUUAGGAAAGUAAUUGAAUAAAUAAGGUAAGAUUAUGUAAAGGAAAUACAGAUGCAGGAUAAAAUUGGCCGAAUUGACAUGGUAAAAUAAUUUAGCAUUUGAUAUUUUUUUUAGUUAUAUUUAUCACCAGGUUGUGGCUUAUAAUUUUUGUAUCUAAAUGACUGUUAAUUAGUCAAGCUGAGGUUAGGUGACUUGGCUGUAGUCUACAUUAUAACUAAUAUUCACUUUUAAUAAUGUUUUCUUUUGAAAAAUGUUUACAUUCACAUUAGUCAAAACUCUUUGUACCCAAAUUUUUCUGUUAAUGAAAGCGAUUGCAACAAAGGAUACUCUGGUAUAUUAUAUAAUUUGAUGUUUUGCAAGGAUACCAAAAAUUAUAGUUUUUGGUUUAAACCCAAGAAAACAGUGGGUAAGAAUGCAACCUUUAAUAGGCUGCUUGAGCUGUUUUCUGAAGAAGUAAUUAAUAACUGAAAAAAACAAUGUAAUUGUACUAAUUGUUCAUUAAGUACACCCUUAACUGUGUCAAGACUUAUUUUGUAUGAUCAAGAUAUUUUUCCCAAUAACCUUGUGGUAUCAGCAAUUUACUUGAUAGAAAAUAUUUAUUUCUAUAUUCAAGGGUUCAGGUAGUACAGUCGGGUUCGUUCUCGACGCACAAUCGAGAAUUUCGGGUUAGAAUUCCAGGCGGGACAGAAAUGGCGGGGCACAUUUCCUUUCACCUAAUGCCUCUGCUCAUCCAGCAGUGCGUAGGUACUCAGGAGUUAGUCAGCUUGUUGUGGGUUUGCAUCCUGGGCAGGGUCAGUAAUUCGGUCUUGGGGGAGGGGAGGGGAGGGGGGCCCUCGAUGAAAGCCAAAACAUGUGUGAUUACACACUGGCUUCCUGUCCCCCGACACAAUGAAUUAUUAUUGUUAUUAUUUAAUAAUACAGUUGGUGAACAUCUUUAAUCUCCUACACUUAAUUUGAUGGAACACAUUCCCUAAUCUUCUGUAGCCUCUAAUUCAACCACCCUCAACUGAACCGAGUGUGCUGCCUCAGCCAGAGGUGCUCCACAUACCACAGUUCAGUGCUCAUAACUCGUGCACGUAUUUUCAUCAGUUUGCAAGUAGAGACUUUGAUGGGUGUUGGUAAGCAAGAUGUAUUUUUCAAUCUUUUUUGCUGGUAUAUUUUUGUGAAUGAACUAUUAUUUAGAUUGUUUACCAUCCUGUAUUUGUUGGUGAACAUUGUCAUGCCACAUUUCCUCACUCUUGACAGACGGGGUUGGGAAUGUUAACUAAUUUAUGAGGCCGGGAGAAGGGACGAGUUAUUCCUUUGAUAGGCAAUGUCACUAUCAUGGGAGGUCACUAUCAACGGGAGCUGGUCGGGUGAGUGGACAGCACGCUGGACUUGUGAGCCUGUGGUCCCGGGUUCAAUCCCGGGCGCCGGCGAGAAACAAUGGGCAGAGUUUCUUUCACCCUAUGCCCCUGUUACCUAGCAGUAAAUAGGUACCUGAGUGUUAGUCAGCUGUCAAGGGCUGCUUCUUGGGGGUGGAGGCCCUGGUCGAGAACUGGGCCACGGGGACACUAAGCCCUGAAAUCAUCUCAAGAUAACCAAGAUCAUGUACACUAUUUUGGUACAAAGAGUUUUCACUGGAUGUUUUCAAUGUUAUAAAAUUCAUGUUAAAUUAGAUAUUUGUCAUUUGACCAGUUUAUAUAAAUACUCUAUACUAUAUAAGUGUAUUAGAGCUACAAAAUUAUUUGUUUGCACUUUAUGCUAUUAAAAUUUCAAGAAUACCUAAAACCUGUACAGUAUUAAUAUUAUCUGUGUGACUAAAUUAUAUUCUGCAUUUUGACACCUUCACAAAGUGUAUCAGGUGGUGUUCAAUGACUUAUUGGUGUUCAUAUCUGUGUUUGUGUCGAUAUAUUACAAUAUUAUGUGUAUUCAUUAUUACAAUACAGUAUUAUGUGUAUUUAUUUUUCACAUACAUAUUCAACAUACAGAUACUGUGCAUUGUUGUUUCACUCAGGUCAUUUUGUUCUGUGGCCUUUUGUUGCAGAAAAAUAACAACAGUUUUAUUGUUGUUGAUACAAUCAAAGGUAUCGCCAGAUCGAUAUUUGUGUUGCAUUCUGAUUUUCGUCGAGCCGAGUCUCGUUCAUUUGAAACAUCACUGUAUCUAUAUGUAUAUUUAAUUUUUAUGCAUAGUCCAACAUCAUGGCAAAUGCAUAAAAACUUCCAGAUAUACUGUGCCAAUCAGAUGACACUCUUACUGUUUAAAAUGUAUUUUUAUAUAUACAGUAUAUAAUGCCAUGUAUAAACAUUUACAGUAUAGCCACUCUAUGUAUAUAAAUAAGAUCUGCAUUUCUAAACAUGAAAAAGAUUAACCAAAGCUUAAAUACAUUUUAGCCAUUUAGAAAACUAAUUCAAAAUGUCUAUAACCGAGACAAAGUGUUCCAUCAGCAUGUAAAGAACGAGUGUUUGUGUGUACAAAGUGUCAUGUAGGUUGGUAAUUUCUGAGCAGGUAAAAAAAAACGGCAGCUUGGGCUCACUGAAGAAUGAAUGAUCAUAUAAAUACACCAUGUGUGUUAUAAAUGGUGUAUGAAUUUUGCAAACAUUUGUGUACAUACGUGAAAUUUGCUUAAAUUGUUAAUAUUGUCUGUUUCACAGCGUUAAUGCUAUUUUGGCCAUUUUUUUCCUUCUUCAAAAAUUAAGAAGUCUGAGAAAUUACAAAUUUCCUGUUGAUUUGUAUCGCUCAGGUUUUUUUCCGACAUUCAGGUGGUGCCAACUGCUGCCAGUCAGUGGUGCCAACUGCUGCCAGUCAGUGGUGCCAACUGCUGCCAGUCAGUGGUGCCAACUGCUGCCAGUCAGUGGUGCCACCUACAAGUAAUUAUCCUUUCUUGUAUUGGUGAACUAGCUAAUGAUUAGCACUAUUGGGUGGACACACACCUAAAGAGGAAAAGUUCAUUGAUACUGUACUUGUAUCUGUGGCCAGCCUCACUGGCUUUAUUACAACUUAUAAAUAAUGGGUUUCCUUAUGAACUGACAUUGCUGGCUGUCAUGAAACUUGAAAAUGCUGGCUAUCUUGCAUCAUAACAUUUGAUAAGUCUCCUAAAACCUGACAUUGCUGGCAAUCCUACAGCAUGAAAAUGCUGUUUACCCUACAACUUAAUAUUGCUUGUUAUCCUACAACCAAUAUUGCUUGUUAUCCUACAACCUUGACAUUGCUGGAUGCCUUACAAUGUGACCUUUCUGACUUUUGUGAUAAAACCUGGUUUCCCUUCAGCCUUACUUGGUAGGCUUUCUUACAACCUCGUCCUGCUGGCUUCUUUACCAACUUGCCUAUAGUCUGGCCGCGUUAUUAGUAAUAGUCCAACAUAAUCAAAACUCGGUGUAUAAGCUGCUAUAGUUUGUAGUAUUAAUCGAGGUGUGCAAGAAAGCAAGUUACUCAUGACAAGUAUGUGACUGAAAAUUCUAUAUAACCAAAGUGGAUUAUUUUUUUUUUUUUUUUGAGACUGAUGAAUUUCAAGCGUAAAUUACACUUAUCAUUUUUAUAAAGCUGCCUUUGUAAAAAGAGCAUCUUUGCUUCAGAUACUGCUAUUGGCAUAGCUUAUUAUUAUAUCAGUUCUGUCAACUUUUAGGAUAAAGCAGCUAGGUGCAUCUCUUUGUUUUAAUGCAAAAUGUGAUAUUCAGAUAGGAUGUCAAAAAUGUAAUUGCAUUAUUGCAAUUUUCAAGGGUAAACACAACAAAAUGUAGUACAAAUCAAUUAUUCACUGAUAUGUCCAUCAAAUAAUUAGUUUUUGUCCGUGCCCAGAUAAGAAGGUUGUAAAUGAACAAAUCCACAAGGGCCGUGACGAGGGUUCGAACCUAUGUCCGAGAGGAUCCCAGACGCUGCCUUAAUCGACUGAGCUACGAUAUGGUUUUAACCAUGCCGUAGCUUAGUUGAUUAAGGCAGCGUCUGGGAUCCUCUCGGACGUAGGUUCUAACCCUCAACACGGCCCUUGUGGAUUUGUUCAUUUGAUGCAUCACGCUAUUGUGAUUUCUGUGUGUAAAGAAGAUUGUAAAUGACAGAUGUUAUGGUUAUUAAGGAACGUGUCCCUGUGUUGUAAAAAGGGAAUCACUUUCUCUGGAAACGUUAAUGAAUUGUCUAUUAGAAAUAAUGAAAAUACUUUGCUAUUUUUAUGUAUGAAAAUAUUUAUAAAUCAAUUUGAAUUAAACACUUUUUAGGUAAUGACUUUGAAACAUUCAUUGUAAUUUGUUUGCAGAACUGACAUAUAGGAGUCUGUGGCGGGAUGAGACACACUGAUCACAUAAUGUACUAAAGUGUACAUUAAUUAUUAUUGCAGCAUUAUUAUUUUCUGUACUGUAUUAAAAAAAAAAAGGGGGUCAACCAAAUCUUUGAACAAUAUUCUUGUCCUUGUAAUAGGCUCGUCAAGGCCGCCUGGUCAUAACUAACGAUGCCUGAUGCCGCUUAGAUUUUCAGAGUAAAAUGUUACAAUUUAAUUUCUUAUAACCCAACACUGACAUGAAAUGAACGUAUUAAUGUUUUGGUCUGUUUUGGACCCGUAUCAAGUCCAGAAAUGGACAGGCCAAAUGGACUUCAUUAUGGUCCAGGACAGGCCAAAUGCUGGUACGGUUUUCUCGUGUGUAGGGGGGGUAGGGGGGUGUAGUGUUAUUUAUUUCAGCUACAUUAUUGCAACAUUUGCUGUACCGAAUUUCAUUUUUGUUUUUACUUUGUGACACGAAUAUUGAUGUGAGGGAAGCAGUGCAAGCAAAUGUUUUCUAAAUGAUUUGGAGAAUUUUUUAUAUAAAGGAAAAUGAUGACCAAACCACACAACAGAAGAUGGAGAAACGACGACGUUUCAGUCCGUCCUGGAUCAUAAUCAAGUCUACGUGAUAAUUGUCCUGGACGGACCGAAACGUUGUCUUUUUUCCAUCUUCUAUUGUGUGGUUUGAUAAUCAUAUCCUCGGCCACGUUAUUGUGACUCACGUCUGCAUAAAGGAAUACAAUAUAUCGAUUUAUUGUGAGAUACAUAAAUGUAAAUAGUAUAGAAGGUCAGUUACCACCUUAUUAUCUUAAAUUAUCUUUAAAAAUAACAAUACUUUUCCAUUUUUCCUUGGAAGGUAGGAAAUGGGGUAGUGAUAAAUACAAUUUGAUGAAGUUUAUAAUGUUCUGUUAGUUUUAGUGUUUAAUAACUAAUCAAAAUAUAAUUACCAUCUAUUCUGCAAUCUCCUACCGAAAUAGAAUUUUCUCCUCGCCAAAAAAGAUAAGUUUAUAGUUGAGAGUCUUACUGCUGUAAGAAAGUGGGAGAGAUAACAAAAGUGUAGGUGAAGCAUAUUAUGGGAGACUACAAAUCUAAGAGUGCAUUUAUAAUACUAAUGUAUAAAAUCAUUUGUAGAGCAAGAAUGAAAAACUAUUGUAACUUCCAAAUUAUACAAUUCUUUUAUCAUGGUGAUGCUUUCUUGGAUGGUGUUGGCUCAUAGGCAUGUGUGGUGUGUGUGAUACCUGCUUGAUGGGGUUCUGGGAGUAGUUCUACUCCCUAAGCCCGGCCUGAGGCCAGGCUUGGUAAGGCAUUACAUACUCCACGUGGAUCAUUGGGAGGUUCUUGGAUAAUGUUAUUUAAUGGGUAUACGAGGUGUGGAUUAUAAAUACUACUCAGAACACUGAAGGUUUGAUGACAUGCGGUAUAUUUGUACUUCUGUAUUGCUUAGUAUUUUCACAUGUAAAACAUUCAAAAUUGUGUUUUUACGAGGCUUACAUUUAAGCCAAAAUUAAACAAAAAGUACAGUACAGUAUAAUAGUUAUGUCCAAUGUCUUUUUUUGGGAAAAGUAAGCAAAUUUGUAAUAAAUUACUGUAUAUAUCAAAGGCUAAUAAUGUUUACAGUCUGAAUUUACAACAAUUAUAUACAGGUACUGUAUAAUUUAUUUUCGACUGGUAAUGUGUGCUAUCCAUAGGCCAUAUAAAAUUCAGGAAAUUUACAGCAGAAUGACAAAAGUUUUCAAGUUCAAGAACAAUAAAAUGGAAGAAAAAUGAGAAAAUAAGCUACGAGAAAGUUGAUGGUAGAAUGCUGACGGUGCUACAACGAGCGAAUGGGGCCAAAAAGUACAAGUGUCGGUGGAGAAAGAGCUUCCCGAUGUAUUGCGUCCACAGAGGCAAUACUGACUAGUCUUCUAAUUUGAAAGUCAAGUUUCUACCAAAUUGUAUGUUUGAUGUUUUCUAAAAGGUCAAAAUAUUUUAGAGCUUUCUAGAUUAUCUACAACACAAUGGUAAAGAUGUAUCUGAAACAAAAAUAUUUAUGAAUUUUGUAUGAAAAUGAUUUUUAAUUUCUAGUACAGUACAGGCCAAAUAUGAACAGAUUUUCCAUAAGGAAAUGUGCAUGUAUUUUAUUUUAAUUUACUUAAUAUUUUCUAGAAAUUUAAAUUGUGUGGCUAAAGGCUACUAAUUGUUUUGAUCCUAAGAAUUUUGGAUAAGGAUGUACAUCAAGGCCUAGUGGUAUUGUGUAACAUAAAUACAUAUGUAGGACAAUAACUAUUAGGCAGAGCAAAGAAUCCUUGUUCAUAUAUUUAGCAUGCAGGAUUUUGCUAACAAAAAUUUAUAUAUAUAGACUUGUUCAAAAGUUAAUGAAAAUAAUGACUUAUAAAA
Procambarus clarkii (red swamp crayfish) is the source of this 11903-nucleotide messenger RNA. Its product is annotated as BAG family molecular chaperone regulator 1. Gene Ontology annotation, cellular component: nucleus; cytoplasm; cytosol. Gene Ontology annotation, biological process: protein stabilization. Gene Ontology annotation, molecular function: adenyl-nucleotide exchange factor activity; protein-folding chaperone binding. The record is from RefSeq and is a predicted model, not a curated record. NCBI's taxonomy places the organism in Eukaryota, Metazoa, Arthropoda, Malacostraca, Decapoda, Cambaridae.